Messenger RNA from Fusarium sp. VM40, 570 nucleotides. The record is from the annotation of a GenBank genome assembly. NCBI's taxonomy places the organism in Eukaryota, Fungi, Ascomycota, Sordariomycetes, Hypocreales, Nectriaceae.
AUGAUCAAUGCUUUUCUGGUCUUCAACGGCCAAGGUCAGCCGCGCCUGACCAAGUUCUAUACCCAGCUGGAAACGAGUAUACAACAGCGCCUCAUUUCCGAAAUCUUCGCUCUCGUCUCGAACCGCCCAGCUGGAUCCUGCAACUUCUUGCCCCUCCCUCCUCUACUCGCCGCCUCGGGUACUUCUCACACUUCGUCAGAGGAGCAAAAUGACGUUCCUACGCUCGUAACAUACCGCAAUUAUGCGACACUGUACUUUAUCGUCAUUUCGACUUCGACCGAAUCGCCGCUCGCCCUGAUCGAUCUGAUUCAAGUUUAUGUGGAGGCCCUAGACAAACUCUUUGAGAAUGUCUGUGAACUGGACCUGAUCUUCAACUUCGAAACACUACAUUCUACACUGUCGGAAAUGAUAAUAGGAGGUGUCGUGAUAGAGACAAAUCUAGAUCGCAUUGUCUCAGGCGUUAAGGCGCAAGGUACAGUUGCAAAGAGGCCAGUGAAUGAAGGCAGAGGGCCUACUGGUUUGGGCAGUGGACUUGGCAUGGGUGCGAACUUUGCUUGGACUGGACGAUGA